Molecule: messenger RNA, 1367 nt
Organism: Euleptes europaea (tarantolino)
Lineage: Eukaryota; Metazoa; Chordata; Lepidosauria; Squamata; Sphaerodactylidae
Gene: BTG2
Product: BTG anti-proliferation factor 2
Exons: 2
Coding region: 1-513 (170 amino acids)
Biological process (GO): negative regulation of cell population proliferation; negative regulation of mitotic cell cycle
Cellular component (GO): cytoplasm; nucleus
Source: RefSeq, a predicted model, not a curated record
AUGAGCCAGAUGCAGCGCUGGAGCGGGAGCUGCGUUAGCAGCUGCAGCCGGGCGGACAUGGUGCCCGAGAUCGCCGCCGCCGUGGGCUUCGUGUCCAGCUUGCUGCGGACCCGGGGCUGCGUCAGCGAGCAGCAGCUGCAGGUUUUCAGCGGGGCCCUCGCAGAGGCGCUCACAGAACAUUACAAACAUCACUGGUUCCCCGAGAAACCCUUCAAAGGCUCUGGCUACCGCUGCAUCCGUAUCAACCAUAAAAUGGACCCUAUCAUCAGCAAGGCAGCUAGCCAGAUUGGACUCAGACUCCAGCAGUUAUACCAGCUGCUCCCCAGUGAACUCACACUCUGGGUAGACCCUUUUGAGGUUUCCUACCGGAUUGGUGAGGAUGGAUCCAUUUGUGUUUUAUAUGAGGGAUCAGCAGCACCUGUGAGCUCCUAUGGGAUGCUCACUUGCAAAAAUCAGAUGUUGCUGGGGCGUACCAGCCCUUCCAAAAACUACAUGAUGACAGUCUCCAGCUAAACGCCUCCCCGUUGUCUUUACACUGCCAAGAUAUGGGCUACUGUAUACCUCACCCGAGGAUGUAUUUUUAAAAAAUGAAGAGCUAUUUAUAUUUUUUUAAAAAAGAGAAAAUCCAAAAUGAAAUCCAGUAGCAGGCACUGCUCUUUCUGUGGAGUGGUGUUGAGGUGCCUUUCUAAAGCUGUUGCAAGCUUGUGAGUUUAUUAAAACAAAAACCAAUGCCAAUAUCUACCUAAUUAGUGUUGGAUGACAAUUCUGGAGAGUUGGCCUGCCUAUCUUGGAAACUGCAGGGUUGGAAACCAGAGUACAGGGGGUGGGACUGGGCAAGGGCAUAGCACUUUUAAGCAGUGACUCACUCUGGGGUAAGUGCUACAACAACUGUGAAUCUCAAGGCCAGAAUGCCAGUAUGGUAGUACUUAAGCAAUGAACCAUAUGUGUUGCUUGGGACAUUGUGAGCAUAUUCAAAGAGCCUUGCCUUUUCAUUUCUUCAGACAGUUGCCUGUUCAUUUUCUUACACUGAUCCAAGUUUGUUUCCUCACUAGUUUCACCUGCUGUCCCUGUCUGAGCAACUCUUCCCCCUCCCCAUGACAUCAGCAUGUUGUUAAAACACCCAGUCACAACUGUAGCCACAUUAUCUGUCCCUUGGGUGGUGGGGUUUCAUGUGUAGGCCCAUCCCUUUGCACAAAAGCUUUGAUUCCUUUCUACGCCUCAUCUUGUUCUUCAUGUUCAUGCAAAAUUCCCAGUGGGCAUUGUGAAAUACUAAGGAACUUUGCUUGGCAGGCAGGUCCAGGAUCUGGUACAUCCAUCACAAUGCAAUCCUAAGUACAGUUACACCCUUCUAAGUCCAGUGGGCUUAG